Messenger RNA from Hemicordylus capensis (graceful crag lizard), 4128 nucleotides. It is a transcript of the gene RHCG, whose product is annotated as Rh family C glycoprotein. Gene Ontology annotation, molecular function: ammonium channel activity. Bases 2201 to 3607 code for a protein of 468 amino acids. NCBI's taxonomy places the organism in Eukaryota, Metazoa, Chordata, Lepidosauria, Squamata, Cordylidae. The transcript is spliced from 11 exons. The record is from RefSeq and is a predicted model, not a curated record. Gene Ontology annotation, cellular component: basolateral plasma membrane; plasma membrane; apical plasma membrane. Gene Ontology annotation, biological process: ammonium homeostasis; ammonium transmembrane transport.
AUUUAGCUCAGUAAUGUCAGCCCUCCUGCAGAUGUUGGCCUAAAACUCCCAUAAUCCUUAGCUAUUGGCCAGUAUGCCUGGGAAUUAUGGGAACUGUAGUUCAAAAGCAGCUGGGGGUCAUAGCUGAGCAGGUCUAGUCUACACAGACUGGCAGAGGCUUCUCCAAGGUUGCAGGCAGGAGUCUCUCUCAGUCCUAACUUGGAGAUGCUGCCAGGGAGGGAACUGGGAACCUUCUGCAGGCAAGCAUGCAGGUGCUCUUCCCAGAGAGGACCUAUCCCGUACUAUUUUCCAGUGCUCCCAAUGUAGUCUCCCAUUCAAAUGCAACCCAGGGUGGAUCCUGCUUAGCAAAGGGGACAAUUCAGGCUUGAUACCACAAGACCAGCUCUCCUCCCAUACCUUGGACCAUCCCUGGACCAGUGUUCUGUGUAACAGGGAUUCCUAGAUGUUGUUGAUAACAGCUCCCACCAUCCCCAGCCAAAGGCCGUUGCAGCUGUGAAUGAUGGGAAUUGUAGUCAACAACGUCUAGGAAUCCUUGUUACAGGACACACUGUCCUGAACCCAUACAUCCAAAGGGUGCCUUCAGUCAGCUCUUCAUCUUCCCCACCAUCUGUUCUCACGGUUUCUUCCGAUCCUUCACGCACACCUUAGCUCAGCCCCUUCUCCUUUGCCAGGAGUGGGUGGGAUGUAUCCCUUCCCCAUUCCCCAAGGGCAUUCCCCAUUCCAAACAUAUCUCUGUACCCAGAGUCCAUCUCCUAACAACUCCCAGAAAGAGACAUUGGCUGACCGUCAAGGAACCACAGAACGGCGGUCAAAUAAGGGAAGCAAUGAGGCUGUUCGCACGUGCAGCAAAGGCCGGGCUUGGCUGCCUAAGCCUGAUCUUUGCUGUGCGGCAGUGAGCCCUCUUAGGGCGCCAGUCACUUAGUCAAGGUUCAGGGCGCAAGGGUGCCCUUAACCCGGGCUAAAUGAUCGUGUGUCAGUGCCACGCAUAUCCUUGCAGCACCCACACACCAGCAGCCUCCCAGCCGGUGUAAAGAAACCAAAAUCCCCAUAAUGCACCACACACUUGUGGGAGGUGCAUCAUAACUCCCAUCACAAAUUAUGGGAGUUUCAGGGGCCUCCUGGCCCCAAUCCUCCAUGCUGCCAGGAGCAGCUGGCUGUUGUCUGGGCAGGAGAUCUGCCACCCAGCAACAGCAUAGAGAUCAUCUGCAGGGGAGGUAAGCAUUUUGAAGCUUCUCCCCUCGCCCCGUUUGAGCCCUUUCUCCUGAUCGUGAGAAUGGGCUCAAUAUAUACUGGAUUCACUAAUAUCACUGCCAAAUCCAUUCCAAAUCCAGAAUGUUAUAUUUAAAAAAAAAUAAAAAUACAAAAACAUUUAAAUCAAUCAAUAUUCAUUUGAUAAAGACAAACAAAACAGUAAAAAACAUAUGUUGUCUACCAAAGCCUCACGCACUACAUAUAUCCCACAUAAAUGAAUACAAUUCUAUGAAUACAAUUCUUCUAAAUGUGUGACAAUGACCAAGACAUAGUGAGCGGAAUCCUCAAAAUUACUGCCGCAGGCACAAAUGUCCUGUAUGAGUUGAAGUAAAUUUCCCAGUGCUGGAAACUGCCAAAUUCCUAAAGAACCGGGAUGUACCGACGCAAGGGCACUCCCCAUCCGACACAGAUCUCUGUACCCGUUAAGGAAGCACAAGGAACAUCUUGUGUCCGAUCUCAGACCCUGCUCAGGCGUGACUUGAAGGCAAACCCCGAGGAGUCUGGAGGCUCAAAUGUCCAUGCGAUAAACACCGGGGCUAAUGAGUCAUUGUGUGUGCUCUUAGCUGCGACCCCAUUACUGCCUCAUCGGUCACAGUCACCGAAAAGGUGACUGUGAUCUACAUGAGCCUUCACCUUCUCCCUGCACAGAAGGCUAUGAUGCUGAGGACGGAAUGCACUGAGCUAACAAUAUGGCAAGAAUGAGCUAUGUGCCCCGCCCCCUUUCCUUGUAGCUGGGAUGGGAAAGGGCACCCACCUCUUAAGCCAGCUGCAGGCUGGCACAUCCCUUGAGUGCCAGUGAUGAUUGACAGCCACCCGGCCAUGCCCACAUCCCAGAGAUGACAUAAAGCACACAAGCUUCCCCCAGGCACAGGGACUGGAGCCUGGGCCCCGGAGUGGUGCAUGUGAUCCCCAUUGGCAGCCAUCUUCACCGAACAUCAGGUGUGGCAACAUGGCGUGCAUGACUCUGAUGGCCAGGAAUACGGACAUGCGUUGGCGCCUGCCGCUGGUGUGCCUCCUCUGGGAGGUGGCCAUGAUCGUCCUCUUCGGGGUCUUUGUGCGCUUUAACCCUGAAGCCGACGCGGCUGGCUGGGGGAUCAUGAAGCGUCAGAAGAACAUCACCAGUGAUUCGGAGAACGACUUCUACUUCCGGUACCCAUCAUUCCAAGAUGUGCAUGUGAUGAUUUUCGUGGGCUUUGGCUUCCUCAUGACGUUUCUUCAACGCUAUGGCUAUGGAGCCGUCGGGUUCAACUUCCUCCUUGCAGCCUUUGGGAUCCAGUGGGCACUCCUGAUGCAAGGCUGGUUCCAUACCUUUGAGAAUGGGAAGAUACUCAUUGGAGUUGAAAGCCUGAUCGGUGCAGACUUCUGCGUGGGCUCCGUUUGCAUCGCCUUUGGGGCCCUCUUGGGCAAAGUCAGCCCUGUGCAGCUCCUCAUCAUGACCUUGUUCCAAGUUACUCUCUUCUCAGUGAAUGAAUACAUCCUGCUUGACCUGCUUCAUGUUAAGGAUGCCGGUGGAUCCAUGACCAUCCACACCUUUGGGGCUUAUUUUGGGUUAACAGUGACCGCCAUCUUGUACCGACCCAACCUGGAUCAGAACAAAGAGAAGCAAGAUUCUGUCUACCAUUCGGACCUCUUCGCUAUGAUUGGCACCCUUUUUCUAUGGAUGUAUUGGCCCAGCUUUAACUCUGCUAUUUCCAAUCAUGGAGACGCCCAGCACCGGGCUGCCAUCAACACCUACUGCUCUUUGGCGUCCUGCGUCCUCACCACCGUGGCCUUCUCCAGUAUGCUGCAAAGGAAAGGCAAGCUGAACAUGGUCCACAUCCAGAAUGCCACCCUGGCAGGGGGCGUGGCCGUUGGGACCGCUGCAGAAAUGAUGCUGACCCCCUACGGCUCCCUCAUUGUCGGUUUCAUCUGUGGCAUCGUGUCUACUGUCGGGUUUGUCUACUUCUCGCCUUUCUUAGAGUCCAGGCUAAAUAUCCAGGACACAUGUGGAAUCCAUAAUCUACAUGCCAUGCCAGGUCUCAUCGGAGGCAUUGUGGGUGCUAUUACUGCUGCCGCUGCUACCGAGGAAGUAUAUGGAAAGGACGGCCUCAUCCGUGCUUUUGACUUCACUGGUGACCAUAGUCAAAGGACAACAAGCGUCCAAGGGGGCUUUCAGGCUGCUGGCAUUGCUGUCUCUUUGGGCAUGGCCUUGGCUGGAGGGGCCAUCGUAGGUGGCAUUCUGAAAUUGCCCUUCUUUGGUGACCCCAUGGAUGAAAACUGCUUUGAGGACAACGUUUACUGGGAGGUGCCUGGGGAUGAGGAGAGCGGCCUGUACUGUAUGCAUGACCCCAAUAUUAAGGCUGUAGAAAGCCCCUGAAAUCACCCGAGGAAACACAACGGACAUCCCAGAAGACCAGAGUGAAUCCCAGUUGGAGAGGAUGAUUAUUAUCUUGGGCGGUCCUUGGUGUCUUUCUGUGUCCUCAGCUCCCUCAAGGAGAGAACUGUGGUCUUCUGGAACACACAGCAUCUUGUCCCAUCAUUCCUCUGCUGACAGAGAUUCUUUAUGGACCAUCCUGUGGCCAUGUUUUCUCUUCCCACAUCCUGCUCUUUGUAGGAGGAGAAACAGUUGACACAUCUAUAUGCAGGACAAGAAGCACCUAUUUUCUCUAGGUUUUCUCUGAAAACAAAGGAGAGGCAGUUCCACAGAAGCCGCUUUGAAAUGCCCCACAUAUUAUCUCUGGGGGGGGAGGUUUUCCCUGUCAGUCCCCCAUGUAGAUUUGUGCCCCUGUAAGCAGUAGUGCACAUAAUGGCUCACGCCAUUGAAAAUUUUCUAUGAAAUUUGGAACAUACAUUCUCAAAAUAAAAUAAACGAAUGGCUCGCCACUAGAUAUCACCGCA